Anopheles coustani is the source of this 3366-nucleotide messenger RNA. RefSeq names its product bumetanide-sensitive sodium-(potassium)-chloride cotransporter-like. The transcript has 7 exons. The coding region runs from base 1 to 3168 and encodes 1055 amino acids. The record is from RefSeq and is a predicted model, not a curated record. Gene Ontology annotation, biological process: potassium ion import across plasma membrane; sodium ion transmembrane transport; sodium ion homeostasis. Gene Ontology annotation, molecular function: sodium:potassium:chloride symporter activity. Lineage: Eukaryota; Metazoa; Arthropoda; Insecta; Diptera; Culicidae. Gene Ontology annotation, cellular component: membrane.
AUGGUGUGGAGCCAUCGUUUUCCACUGACGAGCUUCAUCGAUCGCAUGGUGAGUGCGGUUCGGAGGGUGAAAACGGUGCAACCCGAUGCAACCGACAGCAAAACCGACCACAUUGUGCAUCCGAAACCAACAGAAGCCCAUACGACCACGUUGCCGAAGGUGGCCAUCUUUACCGUCGAAGGCGAACCGACCGAACAGGAAUGGACUUCGAUCGAUCUGGAGUCGGAAUUCGACAAUUCUAUGCGUGACGAAGGUCAUCCCGAGACAGAUAAUCACUUGGCAAGCGAUCCGCUUCCGCGCCUGGAGCACUAUCGAAUGUCGCAGAAAGCCAUUCGGCGUCCCUCGAUAGGGGAACUGCACGGUGACCUGGACGAGCAGAGUUCGGUGUCGAACGACAAGAAUGACCAGCCGACGGGGGGCGGGGGACACGGAACGCGCUUUGGCUGGAUACAGGGUGUGUUGAUUCCGUGCCUGCUGAACAUUUGGGGCGUAAUGCUGUUUCUGCGGCUCAGCUGGAUUGUGGCGCUGGCGGGUGUUCUGGAGACGCUGCUUAUCAUCGGCCUGUCGUACGUGGUGUGCGUCAUCACGACCCUCUCGCUGUCGGCCAUCUGCACCAAUGGGCAGGUGAAGGGCGGUGGUAUCUACUACCUGAUCUCUCGCUCGCUCGGGCCCGAGUUUGGCGGUGCGGUGGGCAUCGUGCUUGCGUUUGCCAACUCCGUCGCGGCAUCGAUGAACACGAUCGGGUUCUGUAACUCACUGAACCAGCUGCUAGCGAGUUUCGGGGUAAAAAUUGUCGAUGGAGGACUGAACGACGUGCGCAUCGUUGGCACGAUCACGAUCAUCGUGAUGGUGGUGAUCUGCACCGUCGGCAUGGAUUGGGAGAUAAAGGUGCAGAACUUUCUCGUGCUAGCUAUCGUGAUCGCCAUCGGAAACUUUGUCGUCGGGGUGUUCGUCGGCCCCAGGACGGACGAACAGCUCGGGAAGGGUUUCUCGGGGUUGUCGGGCGAUCGGCUGCUGGCUAACCUUGGCCCAGAUUAUCGCUACAGCGAGGGGAUCGAGCAGAACUUCUUCAGCGUAUUUGGUAUCUUCUUCCCGAGCGUGACGGGUGUUCAGGCUGGAGCGAACAUCUGUGGCGAGCUGAAGGAUCCAGCUACAGCCAUACCAAAGGGUACGCUGCUGGCGCUACUCAUAUCCGGUGUGUCUUAUGUGUUGUUUGUGCUGCUUGCCGGUUCCGCAAGUCAUCGCGAUGCCACGGGUAGUCUGGAGGAUCUAGUGAAUGGGACAUUCGUUGACCGUUGCCGGCGAGCGCUGACCACCGACGAACCGUGCCAGUACGGGCUGCACAACGACUACACCGUAAUGCAACUGAUGGCCGUUUCGGGGCUCCUUAUCUACGCUGGUUGUUUCGCGGCCACUCUCUCGACCGCACUGACAAACCUCUUGUCGGUGCCACGGAUCAUUCAGGCGCUUGGAACCGAUCGGCUCUACCCAGGCCUGAUGUUCUUCGCUCGAGGAUACGGCAAACGUCAAGAACCAUACCGGGCGUAUGCGCUGGUGCUCGCUGUUUCCGUCCUAUUCGUACUGCUGGCGAAACUGAAUCUAAUCGCGCCUCUUAUCACCAACUUCUACCUAGCGUCGUAUGCCUUGAUCAACUUCUGCACGUUUCACGCGGCCACGGUGAAACCGAUCGGAUGGCGUCCAACCUUCCGAUUCUACCACCCUUGGGUGAGCCUGUUCGGAACGGUCCUGUGCGUGCUGAUCGCCUUCCUGAUCGACAUCAUCUCGACCGGUGUUACGAUGGUGCUGAUCACGGUACUUCACCUGACCGUGUUUUACCGUAAACCAAACGUUAACUGGGGCUCGACGACACAAGCACAGACGUACAAGUCUGCCCUUUCGGCCGCCUUCCGCCUGCAGUGCGUCGGCGAUCACGUCAAGAACUAUCACCCGUCGGUGCUGGUGUUGGCUGGGAAGGCAUCCGCCCGACCACCGCUUAUCGAUCUGGCACAUCAAAUCACCAAAGGGCAGGCUCUGAUGAUCGUUGGUGACGUAGUGCCGAAUCGUCUUUCCCAUCGACGGCGAGAGCUGAGGGCUGUCGAUAGCCAACGGUUCCUGAGGGAGCGCCAUAUCCGUGCGUUUUACCAGCAGCUCGAUGGGAUCGGAUUUGGUGAGGGCGCGCGAGCGCUCAUUCAGACUGCUGGCGUGGGGAAGCUUGCGCCAAACAUUGCACUGAUCGGGUACAAGUCCGACUGGAUGCGGUGUUCCUUGGUGGACCUACAAACUUACUACAACGUGCUGAAUGACGUUUUCGACAACCGGAUGGCGCUCGCUAUUCUAAGGCUCCCCAAUGGGCUAGACCUUACGCACCUUACUAACGAGCCCGGACCGGAUGACAAUCGCACGAUGAGCGCCAACGAGUCCUUCGCUAGCCUACAGCACUUCACCGGCAAUGUGUCCCCACGAAAGGCAAUGAAGUGGCCGCGCAAGAUUUCAAUCAUGAAUAGCGAGGGCAGCCCGUCGAGAACUAGCCGUGAAAGCGUCCCAUCAGUCUCACGGAGUGGUUCCUGGAUACCGCGCGAGCUGCUCGACCGCUUGCAAGUGUUCCGGCGCAAACAGGCCUCCGGAACCAUCGACGUCUGGUGGCUGUACGACGAUGGUGGGCUGACGAUGCUAAUUCCGCACAUCCUGUCGCUCCGAUCGAAGUGGGCGCUGUGUAAAGUGCGCGUAUUCGCCCUCACCAACAGGCAGAGUGCGCUAGAAGAGGACCGCAAAAAUAUGGCCAACCUUCUUGCGAAACUACGCAUCGAAUACGCCUCGCUUACCAUGUUGCCGAAUGUGGCGAAGCUUCCCCGGCCGGACACGGUCGCCAUGCAUCGACAGUUGUUGAAACAUUUCGAACCAUUCCCGAUGCAGCUCAACCCACCAGAACUGAGCAAUACGGAGCGGGCAGCGAUGGACGUAAAAACUAACCGGCAGCUACGCCUACGCGAAAUGAUCCUGGAACACUCGCCGGAAGCGGCACUGAUCGUUAUGUCGAUGCCCAUGCCUCGAUUGGGAACUGUGUCCGCUCCACUCUACAUGUCCUGGCUGGAGAUGCUUACCAAGGAUAUGCCCCCGAUGCUGCUGGUACGAGGUAACCAAACGUCGGUACUCACGUUUUAUUCGUAAGAAGUGGGGUCCGCGACAGCCGAGCGGUAGCGCCUGUUAGAAAAUCGGCCCAUGAGCGCCGGGGCUUAUCACCUCGACGGCGUGGGUUCGAAUCCCAACCGAGACCGGGCCCUCCUCCCCUCUACGAGAGGACAAACAAGUCUCGUAAGCCCUUAACGGGUAGGCAUGACCAAGAGGUCGUUACGCCAAAAAGUGAAA